AUGAAGACUGUGUUCUCAUUCAUGAUCAAGUUCUCGGUCCUAUUCCUGAUCAUCUCCAGGCUCGUGUGCGCUACGCAGGUGUUGAACCCGGCCCUGAGUGUCAUGCUGUUGUACUGCGAGAACGCGGAGGAGUUGCCGCACCCGGGCUGGGAGCAGUGCACGAACUCGAACGGGGUCCUAUUCGUGGACUCAUUCAGGUUCACGAUCGGGCCCCUGGACAAGGCCCUGACCCUGGGCUUGGGCCUAGACCUGUACCUGCACUCGGAGCUGGGGUCGCUUGCGGGCCUAUUCUUGCUCUUCUUGCUACUCUUGCUGCUGUUCUCGCUCAUCAUCCAGUUCGAGGUGGAUCUUGUUGUCGGCCACGCACGGGACCGCGUACAUCUACAGUGCGUUGGUGUUUGUGCAAAGCACAGCCAUAACGACUCCGUGCCCCUCGUCCGGAUCAGGAUCAUGGUCGACUACUGCGUGCCGGUCUGCAACGAGUCGGUGCAUCGUCACGCGUUGAUCUGGUACACCGGCACCAUGUCGGACAACAACGUGAUCGACGGCCUGAUCGGCCUCAAGGUGGAGGACGACGACUCGGACGUGAGCAUACACGGGGAUGGGGCUGAGGUGCAGCUCGACAACACGGACAGGAACACGGAGAUGGCCGAGAACGUGCGCGCGAUGAAGAUGAUGAUGGAGACCAUGAUGAAGCGUAUGGAUAGACUCGAGUCCGAGAUGAAGGUCGUGAAGGCGAGUUCGCACAAGUCCAAGACUAGAGACGCCUUCGCGAUGCCCAACCCAGACGCGCACAGGCACACCGCCUCGCCUAUCUUCAGGUCGAGAGACUCGGAGGUGUCCGUGGCCCAGGACGACGACACGGAGUCGUUCACCAACGUGAGUAGGACCAGGAGCGAGGCCGAGCGCCCGAACCCGGACAGGACCACGAGCAGCUAUAUGACCAAGGUCAUGAGCCCGAGCGUGUUCUUAGGCUCAGGCGGCAACAAGUCCAGGUCCGCACUCUCGAACAGGGGCUACAGCAACAAGGCGGAGGUGUGGGGCGUGUGCUUCGCGUCUCUGAUGCACGCCUGCAUCAACAAGUACAUACAGUUCAGAGGCGAGGUCGGACACGUGAUCGACGGCAUCGUCAUAAUGAGGACCUACUCCAACAUCGUGGAGCUGCUCUACAACAAGAUCAAGUCCUCGGACCUGCCCGCGGUCCAGGCCAGCAGCUCGAACUUCAUGGCGACCUCCUUCUCGAGGAGCAACUCGAACAGCCUCCCAGAGUCGACCGCGAGGGACUGGUUCGACUUGUCCCAGCACCCGGACGGGGCGGAGUGCAUGUCCGUUAUUCAGUCUGUGUUCCAGGGCGCGAAGUUGGUCCCGGAGGCGAUGGUGCACCCGAUCUCGCAGCUGAUACCGCAGAUGCUCUCGCCCGUGAUCAGGAAGACGCCCAACGGCCCGACCUUCUCCAUCGUCAGCACCGCCAAGGUGUCCAUGAGUCCGACCGGGCACGAGAACUUCUGCAAGUACCUGAAGAUGAGUGCGCUCAAGACCUACGUCAGGUACAGGCUCGACGGCGCGAGCGAGGACGACUCCAUCCUUGCCAUGUCGCGGACCCUCAAGGACACGGAGAUGUUCGACGGCAAGAACCUGCACAGGGGCAGGGAGAUCAUCUCCGGCGCGUCCGGGUUUUAG
Molecule: messenger RNA, 1680 nt
Organism: Saxophila tyrrhenica
Lineage: Eukaryota; Fungi; Ascomycota; Dothideomycetes; Mycosphaerellales; Extremaceae
Exons: 1
Coding region: 1-1680 (559 amino acids)
Source: RefSeq, a predicted model, not a curated record